GAAUUCAAUCUUCGUAUAAAAAUUACGACCGCAAGCGUGUCUGGGUUCGAGGCUUUAUAUAAAUACAUCUACGUCCUGAAAAUUACCGGCAGUCAUUGCGAGAAUUUUGUAAUGAAGGAAUUGUCGCCCAAAGAGGGCAAAUUUUAAGAGCGUUCACUUGAGCCGAGAAUGCCGGUGAAAGUUGACGUAGUACCACCACCGCCCGCAAACUCAAAGCAGCCGGGUGUCACAAAAUCUUUGCUUUACAACGGUUCGCGAUUUCAAGGCUCUCAAAAGUCUAAAGGCAACAGUUAUGACGUAGAAGUAGUUUUGCAGCAUGUAGAUGAAGAGAAUAGCUAUUUAUGUGGCUAUUUAAAAAUUAAAGGUCUUACGGAGGAAUUUCCUACAUUGACUACAUUUUUUGAUGGUGAAAUUAUAUCAAAGAAAUAUCCCUUUUUAACUCGAAAAUGGGAUGCAGAUGAAGAUGUUGAUAGAAAACAUUGGAGCAAAUUUGAAUCAUUUCGUCAAUAUGCUAAAACAUUUAAUUCUGAUACAUUUGAUUAUGAGGCUUUAAAAGGAACUGAUUUUGUUUUUAUGAGGUGGAAGGAACAUUUUUUGGUUCCUGAUCAUACUAUUAAAGAUAUCAACGGUGCCUCAUUUGCAGGAUUUUAUUAUAUUUGCUUUCAAAAAUCUGCUGCUACAAUUGAAGGCUUUUAUUAUCAUCGUAGUUCUGAAUGGUAUCAAUCAUUGAAUUUAAAACACGUCCCAGAACAUAGCAUACAAAUCUACGAAUUCAGGUGAAAUCAAUGACUCACUCAGUUAUUUCUCCAAAUUCAUAUUUUGCCUCUCCUAGCAUACAGAUCUCAUAAAAAUCAAUCUGUGAAGUAGUUUAAUUCAAUUUUGAACAAGCAACAAUUUUUAAAUUGUUUAUGUUAAAAGUAAGGUUCUUGAAAGAAUUAACUACUUAUUUCUUAGGUUUUUUUUCUUUUGUUUUUAAA
This is a messenger RNA of Apis florea (little honeybee), 977 nucleotides long. RefSeq names its product glucose-induced degradation protein 4 homolog. Lineage: Eukaryota; Metazoa; Arthropoda; Insecta; Hymenoptera; Apidae. The record is from RefSeq and is a predicted model, not a curated record. Gene Ontology annotation, cellular component: GID complex. Gene Ontology annotation, biological process: protein targeting to vacuole; negative regulation of gluconeogenesis; proteasome-mediated ubiquitin-dependent protein catabolic process.